AUGAAGGCCGUUGCUGUCUUUCUCUUUAUUGUUCUAGCCGCAGCACCAUGGACCAUGGUGCCAACCCAAGGAAUCAGACCAGAUGUGUUUGAAUGUGAUCGGGUUGCCAUGGUUGUUAGAGAGUGCUACACUUACUUGAGAGGCAUUGAUACAAAGCCAUCAAGUUCAUGCUGUAAUGGCGCUAAGAUGAUCGUGAACCUGGCUUUUAAACCAGAGAAGCAGCCUUUGGGGUGCAAGUGUUACAAGGAAGCAUAUUCUUACUUUGACAGCCUCAAGGAAAAUGCCAUGUUGGAGCUUUCCAAGGAGUGUAAUCUGAACGUGGCUCCAUUAAAUGGUGAUCUAUGUAGCAGGUACUAA
Molecule: messenger RNA, 357 nt
Organism: Dovyalis caffra
Lineage: Eukaryota; Viridiplantae; Streptophyta; Magnoliopsida; Malpighiales; Salicaceae
Source: the annotation of a GenBank genome assembly